This is a messenger RNA of Pseudozyma flocculosa PF-1, 2334 nucleotides long. RefSeq lists its product as uncharacterized. NCBI's taxonomy places the organism in Eukaryota, Fungi, Basidiomycota, Ustilaginomycetes, Ustilaginales, Ustilaginaceae. Gene Ontology annotation, biological process: regulation of transcription by RNA polymerase II. The transcript is spliced from 6 exons. Bases 1 to 2334 code for a protein of 777 amino acids. Gene Ontology annotation, cellular component: SAGA complex. The record is from RefSeq and is a predicted model, not a curated record. Gene Ontology annotation, molecular function: transcription coregulator activity.
AUGGCCACCACCGCUUCGGUCUACAACUUUUCCCGCACGAACCGGCAGAUCCUUCGACGCCAUCGCAAGGACCGCCCCAGCCUCGUGCUCCACCUGCACAACAGCCACUUUAGAUUCGAGCGUCAGAAUGGCAUGUUCCUGUUCGAUAGCCCGGUCAAGGCGUUCCUGCAGUACAUCCGCGACCAACGCGUCCCCGCUGACCUCGUCGACGUGCUGACCGACUCGGGCGUGCAGUUCUUUGAAGGCUGCCUGAUCGUCGAGGUGCACGAUCACCGCUCGCACAACGUCUCGCUCAACUCGGCCCUUCCGCCAUCACAGCUGCACUCCCUAUCGAACGGAUCGAGCCUUCGGCAGCCGCGUCCUGCUCCCGGAGGAUCCGCGACGGCGUCUGGCUCUGCAUCUUCGACGGCGCAGCCUCCGUCCCUGUUCUACCUGCGCGAGGGCGGCCGCUAUGGCGCGCGAAAUCUCAUCGGAGGCGGCGGGCCUAGCGGAUCGUCCCUUGACGGCAAGUUCGGCGCGCUCGCGGGAAUCGAAAUCUAUCGCAUCGUGCUGCAUCCCACCUCCGAGACCCUCUGGAGCGACCUCAAGAUGCUCGACGACAUGACCGGCGGCAUCUGGUCGGAUCAGGAGGCGCUCGAGGUCGAGGCCAAGAUUCUGUCCCUUACCGCGCCACCGCUCUGCUUGUCGCCCGACCCGCAAGCAUCCCGCAUCGCCAAUUUGAUGCUCAGCUCCACAGCGCCGCCCUCGGCCUACGCGCCCUCGUCUGCCUCGCCGCUGCCCUUCCACCGCAACGCCAGCAAAAAGCGCGGCGCCAACAGCAUAGAGAUGGAAAAGGAAGAGGCGAGCCGACAGAGGAGGGAGAAGAUCAUGCGUAUGAUGGAAGGAGGCUUGCGCACCGUCCCAUCCGCUGCCAAACCGCCGGACGGCUCCGCCCUCGCUGCCGUCGCUCCCGUCAACGCGCAGGCCGCCGCCGCAGCGUCGAAGGCAUUUGUGCCGACGUUCGGACGGAUGGCGUUCAUCGAAAAAUGGCGCAUGGGGAGGAACCUGGCCGCAGACCCACACGCCGCAUCCGGCACCGCUUCCGGCACGAAGGACGACUCGGGCAAGACCUCGGGCGCGGCCGCCAAGGGGGACAAGGCAGAGCCGGCCAAGAAACCACCCGCCAAGAAGAAGAAGAAGGCGCAACGCGAAAAGGAGGAAGCCGAAGCGGCGGCCGCGGCGGCGGCCGCUGCUGCGGCCGAGGCCAAGAAGAAGGAAGAGGAGGCAGCGGCCGCAGCCAAGAAGGACACGGCAGCGACGACGGGCAAGCCGCUGAGCAAGAAGAAAAAGGCACAGCUGGCCAAGGAGGAAAAGGAGCGCAAGGAGAAGGAGGAAAAGGAAAAGGCGGAAAAGGAAAAGGAGGAGAAGGAGAAGAAGGAAAAGGAUCAAGCGGCGGCGGCGGCGCCGGCCAAGAAGAGCAAGUCGAAGAAGAAGAAGGACGAGGGCGACACGGCCGCCGGCGGUGGCACUGCAGCCAACGGCGCGGCCAACGGCGACAAGGGCUCGGGCGCCGCAAAGGCCGGCACGUCUCCGACAAAGGGCAAGGCGGACGCCGCGACGCCUGCCAAGGCCGAUGCCACCACCACCGGCGCGACGGCGGGCAAGAAGCCAACGCCGGCCAAGAAACCGGCGGCCAAGAAGCCCGCGGCGAGCAAGGCGAGCAAGGCCAAGACUUCGCCCACCAAGACAAACACGUCGGCUGCCAAGGCGGGCACCGAUCCGACAUCGACCGAGGCGCCCGCCAUGUCUGCUGCCACGCCGGCGUCGAUCCAGUCGACGCCGACGCUCUCCCACGCCAUGCCCAACGUGGCGCAGCAGCAGCAGCAGCAGCAAGUCCAGGCGGCCAUGUUCAUGCAGCAACAACAGCAGCAGCAGCAGGCGAACGGGAUGAACGCCGGGCCGUUCUACGGCCUACCGAUGAUGAACAACGGCUCGGCGGGCAUGUUUGCGCCCAACGGCGUGGGCAUGGGCGGGCCGGGGUUGGCGGGCAUGAUGCCGGGCGUAUCAAUGGGGACGCCGCAGGCAGGCAACAUGGCUGCGACGAUGAUGGGCGGCGCGCCGGGAAUGGGCAUGGGCAUGAUGCCCACGGGAUCGCAGCAGGGUCAGCCGGGCGUCGGCAACAACGGAGGCGGAUUCAUGAACGGGGCCGGAGGGUAUCCCGGCCUGCCGCACGGCGUCGGCAUGAUGCCGCAGCAGCAGCAGCAGCAGCCUGGCCAGCCGCAGGGCAACAACCUGUCCGACCUGCCCGUCGGCGUCGGACUCGCUGGACUGGGCAAUUGGGGCAAUUCGUCGUAG